This is a messenger RNA of Cylicocyclus nassatus, 3231 nucleotides long. The record is from the annotation of a GenBank genome assembly. NCBI's taxonomy places the organism in Eukaryota, Metazoa, Nematoda, Chromadorea, Rhabditida, Strongylidae.
AGGUACCCUUAGCGCUGAAAAUGCGCACAAAAAUAGACAAUCGGAUACGAACACUCAUCGAAAAUGGUGUUGCCAAGGGACAUCGAAGCAUGUUUGUCGUUGUCGGAGAUAGAGGAAGGGAUCAGAUCUCCGUUCUUCAUCAUAUUCUGUCGAAAGCUGCUGUUGCAGCGCGGCCUACCGUAUUGUGGUGCUAUAAAAAGGAGUUAGGUUAUAGCUCCAACAAGAAGAAGCGAAUACGACAAAUACAUACGAAGUCGUCAAUAAGCACUAUAACGGAGGGCGAUCCGUUCGAAGUUUUCAUAUCCACUACAAAGAUUCGCUAUUGCUAUUAUAAUGAGACACAAAAUAUCCUUGGGAACACUUAUGGAAUGCUGGUGUUGCAGGAUUUCGAGGCACUAACGCCAAAUUUAUUGGCUCGUACUAUCGAGACCAUAGAGGGGGGAGGUAUUGUAGUCUUGUUGAUGAAAACUGUCAACUCAUUGCGGCAACUGUAUACGAUAACAAUGGAUGUACAUAAUCGCUAUAGGACAGAGUCUCAUACACAAAUAGUAGCUCGAUUCAACGAGCGGUUUAUACUCUCGCUUGCAAGCUGCAAAAAUAUCGUCGUAGUCGAUGAUCAGCUGCAUAUCCUGCCAAUCUCUGGUCACAUACAGUCGUUGGAACCGGUUCAACCUUCCGUGAAGGGUGCACUGUCAGCAUCUGAGGCAGAGCUAAAAGCUCUCAAAGAAGGCAUGAAGGAUACGAAACCUGUUGGACCAUUGCUUAAUAAGUGUCGAACUGCUGACCAGGGAAAAGUUCUUCUCAGGCUCCUUGAUGUCAUUACUGACAAAGAUUUGAAUGUCACUUGUUCUAUUACUGCAGCCAGAGGGCGAGGAAAGUCAGCCUCAUUAGGUCUGGCCCUGGCUGGUGCAGUUGCAUUCGGGUACUCGAACAUCUUCGUUACAUCGCCAUCACCUGAAAAUCUAAAGACGCUUUUCGAAUUUGUAGUCAAAGGCUUUGACACGAUGGGCUAUCAGGAACAUAUCGACUUCGAGCUUAUCCAGUCUACUAAUCCUGAAUUCCAAAAAGCUCUCGUCCGAGUGAAUGUAUUCAGGGAGCAUCGACAGACAAUUCAGUACAUUCACCCAUCAGAUGCUGGAAAGUUAGGGCAAGCUGAACUGGUAGUGGUUGAUGAAGCUGCUGCUAUACCGCUUCCAUUGGUGAAGGAGUUGAUUUUUGGUCCAUACAUUGUGUUUCUAUCAUCCACGAUCAAUGGCUAUGAGGGAACUGGUCGCAGCUUAUCUUUGAAACUUCUUCAACAACUUCGACAGCAGUCUGCUGGAACUGCUAAGGGAGAGAAAUUAGCUGCAAGCAAAGGUAGAAAGCUGCACGAGCUCACUAUGGAAGAAAGUAUAAGGUAUAAACCUGGCGAUGAGAUUGAGCAAUGGCUUAACCGCGUUCUUUGCUUGAAUGCUGCCAAUAUUAAUACAAAGCUAUCAUGCGGGACUCCACCUCCAAGUGAAUGCGAGUUAUAUUUCGUGAAUCGCGAUACGCUGUUUUCAUUCCACAAAGCUUCGGAGCAGUUUCUACAGCAAAUAAUGGCAAUUUAUGUUGCCGCUCAUUACAAGAACUCCCCUAAUGAUUUGCAGAUGCUGAGCGAUGCUCCUGCACAUCAUCUUUUUGCAUUGAUGUCACCCGUAAAGGAAGAUCAGUCAUCUGUACCUGAGGUAUUAGCCCUAGCACAAGUUUGUCUUGAAGGAAAUCUUUCCGAAGGGACUGUUGCGGGAGCUCUAGGUACUGGAAAGCGUGCAGCAGGUGAUUUAUUGCCGUGGACUAUUUCACAGCAGUUUAUGGACCGUGAGUUUCCGACCUUAUGCGGUGGUAGAGUUGUUCGAAUAGCUGUGCAUCCGGACUUCCAAUCUAUGGGUUAUGGUUCACGAACCCUUGAACUGCUUGAGGAGUACUACUUAGGUCAUGUACCUUCUGUAGAAGAGAAUGUCAAGGAAAGCGUGAAGACAGUGAAGGAUGGAAGUACAGUAGCUCUCUUGGAAGAACAAAUAGCCCCUCGCACUGAUCUCCCUCCCUUAUUGAUGCGCCUAAGUGAAAGAAAAGCUGAGCGAUUGGAUUACUUAGGAGUGUCUUUUGGUUUAACCUUGGAUCUCUUGAAAUUCUGGAAAAAGAGCGGUUUCGUUCCGGUGUAUUUGAGACAGACGCCUAGUCCCCUUACUGGAGAGUACACAUGUGCUAUGUUAAAGCGACUAAACGAAGAAAGUGAUGCAUCUUCUUCUUGGUUGGCUGCGUAUUUCCGUGAAUUUCGGAAGAGGCUUCUUUCUCUAUUGUCGUUUGAAUUCAAGAAGUUACCUAUCAACUUGGGCCUAUCUUUAUUACAAAUUCGGAACAAAGAGGUCCAAGCGGCGCUGCAAAGUGAUCGGAAGGUCAUCACUCGGGAGCAAUUGUCAAUGUUUUUGUCCAAUGUUGAUCUCAAGCGGUUAUCGGAAUACGCUCGUAAUCUGGUCGACCAUCAAAUGAUCACUGAUUUGCUUCCAACCAUCUCAAAACUAUAUUUCGGAGAUAAUUUGAGAGAGAUUGUAAAACUCUCAACGGCUCAAGCUGCUGUUCUGUUGGGCCUUGGGUUGCAACAUAAGAGCGCAGAAACUGUUCAAGAAGAGCUGGAUCUUCCUCAGAGUCAAGUGUUAGCUUUUCAUUCGAAAACAAUAAGAAAGUUAUCAGAAGAGUUUGACGCUAUCUGCAUGGAAUCACUUCGACAGCUCAUCCCUGACAAGACGCGUGAUCUUGACAAGGAGGAACAAGCAGCGGCCGUGGCUCGGCUGAAGCCGCUAGCUGAAAGUCUCGAGGACGAGCUGAACAAAGCUGCUGAAGAAAUCAAAGUACGACAGUUAAAGGAUAAGAAAGCUCUUUUGGAAGAAACAGAAGGUGAUCUAUCGCAGUAUGCUAUAAAUGCUGACACAAAGACCUUGGCCAAGGCUAGUGAUAUUAAAAUGAUCUAUAGCCGAAAGCUGGCAAGUGGAAAAAGAAAAGAUUCAAAAGAAGAUGGUGGACCAACUAAGAAAAAGAAAAUGUUCAAGAAGAAAAGAAUGAUUUGAUGCCAGUGGGUAACUUGUCGUCAUAGUCAGCUUUGUUUCAAAUUUCUUUAGUUUUCCAUGUGAAGGUUGUUGAUACGUUGUUGUACCUUGUUGUUAUGUUGUUACACUGUUAAAUAUCGCUUAUAAAAUCUUUAUAUUAAUGUUGAGC